GGGUAAGAGCAUCGCCGUCGCGUUCCAACCAAAUCAGAUAUCCAUCACUCCAGAGUAAAUAUUCACAUAGCUGCAAGCAAUUCCAGCAACUCCUCAGAGUAGUCAGUCCGUUUGAUGGUCGGGUCUCUAUAACGCCUCAAUAAUGUCAAAGAAAACAAGUCUAUCUUUUGAGCGACGGACGCCUAAAUUCCUACAGAUUCUACGGGGUGAACUGCCCUCCGAACCAUCGGUGGAUACGAAACUUCAGAAACCUGGAGAUCUACAGGGUGGUGGACGAGAUGUCGACAGUGAUGACGAGACUACGAUUCCCGAAUACGUCUUUGAGGGAGAGACGAUUACGAAAGAGGAGAUGGAGGAGGUCAAGAAUGGGAAGACGCUCGCGCAGAUAAAAGAAGAGAGAGCAGCGCGAGAAGCCAAACAAGAUCAAAACGCGAUGAAACCACCAGAUCAAACGUCAAGCUCGAAAAAACAAACGGCAAACGUGUCCGAGUUUGGAAGUAGGAAACGGAAGCUGGUGACCAGAAUCAAGCAAGCUGAUGAUGACGAAGAAGAGCCAUCUGCGGAGCGGAAGCAGGACGCCGGUGGUAAGAACGAGGAAUCUACGAAAGACGCGGAGCCAAAGCGGAUUAAGAAGAAGAAAUCCGCAAAAAGCAAGAGCACGGUUCAGCUCUCUUUUGGAGACGAAGAAGAGUGAUGAUUACUGGAUCUUCGAGCAGGAUGUUAGAAGGGGACUAGUGUAUAUUAGGUGUAAAUUUUAGGUCGUGGUAAAUGUACAGU
Molecule: messenger RNA, 777 nt
Organism: Myxozyma melibiosi
Lineage: Eukaryota; Fungi; Ascomycota; Lipomycetes; Lipomycetales; Lipomycetaceae
Exons: 3
Coding region: 143-694 (183 amino acids)
Source: RefSeq, a predicted model, not a curated record